Messenger RNA from Sabethes cyaneus, 3128 nucleotides. RefSeq lists its product as uncharacterized. The transcript is spliced from 4 exons. Lineage: Eukaryota; Metazoa; Arthropoda; Insecta; Diptera; Culicidae. The coding region runs from base 591 to 2384 and encodes 597 amino acids. The record is from RefSeq and is a predicted model, not a curated record.
CAAGCAUUUUGAAACUACAACAUUAGAUUUGCAAAGGCAAGGGAGAGAGUUUGAGAGUGUAGAAAGUUGCUCUGCAACCAAAGCAAAGUGCCUGCGAUAACAAUACAAAAGCUUUUGGUUCCCCACAGUCCUCCGUAGGCAUUUGUUAGGGUUUGUGGUUCGAUGUAUCAAGCUGAGAUGCAACUGCAACCGUGAAGAAAAUUUUUCAGCUAUUUAUAAGUGUUUUUUAACAGCCAACAGACCCCCCUUGCAUUGUUUUCCACUGGUGAUUCCGAUAGAGUUAAUACGCAUUUCAACGGGUGUGAGCUCGGUUGCAUUUUGUUUUUCUCGAUGCUAAAAACAGAUUUCAGUUUGCUGUGACAUGGUACAAACAGGAUUAAUUCCAGGAUUAUCGCUUAAGCAGUUUAAAACCGUGCUUCUGAGCCGCCCACCUUCCCAACCCACUAUUCCAAAGCCGCCCCACGUGUUGUAUUUCAUGAGUGGCAUUUUGAAUGAGAACACCAUCGGUUAUCAGUCACUGAUUUUGAAGUACUUAUAUAAGAGCAAACAAUUGUAAAAUCCCUACCAAAAAAUAAAUAAACCCAAACGAAAUGGAAGUAUCACGCGAAGAGUGGAUUGAUCGGGCUCAGGAAAGCAUGAAGAAAUUCCUGAAUCGCGGUGGUGCGUGUCGGGGCGAUGAGCCCCAACUGUUGCAGGGUACCAGUUUGCAAAACACGCUCGGCUAUGCACUUAGUCUUACCAUGCGGGACCCGAACGAGUGGACCGACGAGGAUCUGCAGCUGAAGUACAUGGAACAGCUGUGCUUCUACGAUGAGGAAUCACGUAAAACGAUCGAUCGGCUGGUGCAGCAAAUGUACAACGGCAUCCAUCCGAAUGUGACCUGCCGGCUGACGAUUCUACCGAUUGAGCUGUUUAUGGACGGAAAGUUGUACGAAGUUCCGCUCUUCCGGUAUCACUUUCAGCAAUCCACCGACACGGAGCCGAAGUUUAUCGACUCCAUCGGUCGGGUGUAUCAGAAUUUUGAGGAUUUUUUGAAAAAUAAUAAGUAUCCCUCGGCGGAAAUGAUGUACCCGAAGGAGGGCAAACUGGUGCCCACCAAUCUGAAGAAUGUGGUGUACGAUAUAGGAAAGACCCCUGCAUGGAAAAAUUAUUAUUUUAAGGCUUUAGAUAUUGCCACUGGAAUUAUAGGAAUUGCUGGUGCUACCGGAGCGAUUUUCCUGUCCGGCGGAAUGGCUAUUCCGUUCAUUGCGGCUAGUGUGGGUUCCGGUAUUUAUGCCACUGGUCGAUCGAUCGAUGUGCUACGGGACAAAAGUGCCCAUCAGGAAUCAUUGAAUCCGUUUUGUGACUCCGAAGCUCGGACGGCCUGGCUCAGCCUUACGGCGCAUGUCGUUACAUUCGGCACAAUGCCUCAUAUUUCCGCUCUUUCGGGAGUCGCUUCCACUAGUCACAGCAUUGCCACCGGGUUUAAGGUGUGCAAUUUUAUCAAUGAGACAGGAAACAUCAUCAGCGAUCUGGUGAUCUGCGACACGCUGUCGGCAAUGCAUUCCAACUACUACAACGCCAGCAUCGAAACGCGGCUCGCCCAUGCGGCCUCGAUUUGCUUCUGGACCAAAACGAACAUCAGCAUCCGACAGGCGGAGCUGAUGAUGAAGAACAACGCCAUCGUGGCGUUGAAGUUGUUCGGGUUCGAGGACCACUUUUGCGAGUACUUUAACAAUGAUUCCCGAGCGAUCGACAUCGGUUUGCGGAUAGUGAAGCAUUCGUUGCAGAACAAUGUACUCAUUGCUUCGGAUAAAAAGGAUACCAAAGUUAUCACGAUUGAUCGGAUUCGCUUUUGCAUUGAAACGCUCCUCAAGCUGGAACCGGAAGAGGUGGAGAAGUUGUUCGAGAUCCUGCAGGCUGUGACGAUCGAUGGUGAUCGAGAGUUGUUUAACGAAGUCCGGUUGCUGUGCGAGAGUGAUGUCGAUUUGGUUCGGUUGAUCGCAGCUGAAGCCGAGCGGGAGAAACUUCCUGGCACUGAAAUUGCCGACAUGUUACUUAAAGUGUACGCUGCGAUGAAAGCCCGGGAUCAAUUCAAAAUGAGCCUCAGCCUGGAGGACGGUGUUUGCAUUGGCAAUGGUUUACGGCUUGGCAUUAAACAAGCGUACAUUCUGUUUGCUUCGAAGGAGGACGAUCACCAUCAAGGGGCCGUUGCUGCGUUAAUUGAUGCCGUACUAGGGCUUCCCCAGGAGCAGUGCGAAGCACUGACCAAGAUAAUCAAAACUGAAACUAACGAUUACAUAUCAAUUUUUAAGCUGAAAGCUAGUGAUGAUAGUAGCAGUAAAGAGGAUAUCAGUAGCAGAAUUAGAGAUGCAAUUUCAAAGGCCUUAUCAGAAGAGCAUUAAAAAAAUUUCCGGCGAAACGUAAAAUAUCCUACAGUAGCAAGCGCGAGCCAUAAUGAGUGAAAUCUAGCCAAAUUUUUAGGGAAAACGUAGUGUAGCCUAGCUACAAACCAACUGCACCGCAAAAAAACUCUUUAGAAAGGGAGUCCAGCUCCCGAAAACACGCACAUACAAAUUUUAUGUCAUUGAAAUAUGGUAGCGGAAAUGGUAAAAAAAGAAAUUAUGAAAAAAAACGCUUUAAGAUUUUUUAUCACCGAAUUUUUAGAACUAACAUUAAGAGACUAACUUGCACCUGUUUAGAUGAACUAUUAGACUUAUAUGAUGAGGAUAACGGUAACAUAAAAUAUGACACCAAAAUUCGUAUGCUGCAUGCUAACAUAAUCUAUUAUAUUAGCUUGUAGUGGAAAAGCUCAUCAGUGUAAAUGUUAGAAUCGAAUCAGCCUAUGAACUGAAAUUAUAAAAAAGCGUUAGAAUUGUUUCCAACUGGAAUGCCACUGAGUGCGUAGGAAGGAAGGAAGGAAAAAAUCAACAGAGAGAAAACUUGUUACAAAUUUAUUUUACAUAUUUAUAAGGACACAACAACAAACAAACUAACAAAAAAAACUCUUAUUAUGAAUGAUUUAUUUUCGACAAAUAUAUAUUGUAUAAUUCAGAUGACGAGAUUGGGAGAUCUACACCGGUGAAUAGUGAAGCACCAAGAAGCCACCUAGCUAGUGUGAAAAAUAGAACGAAAAGCUGAAAGCAACG